Molecule: messenger RNA, 2610 nt
Organism: Talpa occidentalis (Iberian mole)
Lineage: Eukaryota; Metazoa; Chordata; Mammalia; Eulipotyphla; Talpidae
Gene: ATG16L1
Product: autophagy related 16 like 1
Exons: 18
Coding region: 36-1814 (592 amino acids)
Biological process (GO): negative stranded viral RNA replication; autophagosome assembly
Cellular component (GO): autophagosome membrane
Molecular function (GO): protein binding
Source: RefSeq, a predicted model, not a curated record
GAUCGGCGGCGCUGAGACGCCGGGGCAGCGCGGCCAUGUCGUCGGGCCUCCGCGCCGCCGACUUCCCCCGCUGGAAGCGCCACAUCUCGGAGGAGCUGCGGCGGCGGGACCGGCUGCAGAGACAGGCGUUCGAGGAGAUCAUCCUGCAGUAUAACAGGUUGCUGGAAAAGUCAGACCUCCAUUCUGUGUUGGCCCAUAAGCUGCAAGCUGAAAAGCAUGACCUGCCCAACAGGCACGAAAUCAGUCCUGGGCAUGAUGGGGCAUGGAAUGACAGUCAGCUACAAGAAAUGGCCCAGCUGAGGAUUCGACAUCAAGAAGAACUGACUGAAUUACAUAAGAAACGUGGAGAGUUAGCCCAGCUGGUGAUUGACCUGAACAACCAGAUGCAGCAGAAGGACAGGGAAAUGCAGAUGAACGAAGCAAAGAUCGCAGAGUGCCUGCAGACCAUCUCCGACCUGGAGUCGGAGUGCCUGGAGCUGCGCAGUAAGCUCCAGGACCUCGAGAGAGCCAACCAGACCCUGAAAGAUGAGUAUGACGCCCUGCAGAUCACCUUCACGGCCCUGGAGGAGAAACUGAGGAAAACUACUGAAGAGAACCAGGAGCUGGUCACGCGCUGGAUGGCCGAGAAAGCCCAGGAGGCCAAUCGCCUGAAUGCAGAGAAUGAAAAGGAUUCCAGGCGGCGGCAAGCCCGGCUGCAGAAGGAGCUCGCGGAGGCCGCCAAGGAGCCUCUGCCCGUGGAACAGGAUGAUGACAUUGAAGUCAUUGUGGAUGAAACCUCGGAUCACCCUGAGGAGACCUCACCCGUGCGAGCCAUCAGCCGAGCGGCCUCUAAGCGACUCUCGCAGCCUGCUGGAGGCCUUCUGGAUUCUAUCACUAAUAUCUUUGGGAGGCGCUCUGUCUCUUCCUUUCCAGUUCCCCAGGACAAUGUGGACACUCAUCCUGGUUCUAGUAAAGAAGUGAGGGUGCCAACGACCGCAGUGUUUGUCUUUGACGCACAUGACGGGGAAGUCAACGCGGUGCAGUUCGGCCCCGGCUCCCGGCUCCUGGCCACUGGGGGCAUGGACCGCAGGGUGAAGCUCUGGGAGGUGUUUGGAGAGAAAUGUGAGUUCAAGGGGGCCCUCUCUGGCAGUAACGCGGGGAUUACAAGCAUCGAGUUUGACAGCGCUGGAUCUUACCUCUUAGCAGCUUCGAAUGACUUUGCCAGCCGCAUCUGGACAGUGGAUGAUUAUCGGUUACGGCACACGCUCACGGGGCACAGCGGCAAAGUGCUCUCGGCCAAGUUCCUGCUGGACAACGCACGUAUCGUCUCUGGAAGCCAUGACCGGACCCUCAAACUCUGGGAUCUCCGCAGCAAAGUCUGCAUAAAGACGGUGUUCGCAGGGUCCAGCUGCAACGAUAUUGUCUGCACGGAGCAGUGUGUAAUGAGUGGACAUUUUGACAAGAAGAUUCGUUUCUGGGAUAUCCGGUCAGAGAGUAUAGUCCGAGAGAUGGAGUUGCUGGGAAAGAUCACUGCCCUGGACUUGAACCCGGAAAGGACUGAGCUGCUUACCUGCUCCCGUGAUGACCUGCUCAAGAUCAUCGAUCUGCGAAUAAAUGCUGUCAGGCAGACGUUCAGCGCGCCUGGUUUCAAGUGCGGCUCGGAUUGGACGAGAGUGGUGUUCAGCCCUGACGGCAGUUACGUGGCAGCAGGCUCGGCCGAGGGCGCUCUGUACGUCUGGAAUGUGCUCUCCGGGAAGGUGGAGAAGGUCCUGUCCAAGCAUCACAGGCAGCGGGUCCCGGUUCCCUGCUGGCGCUGUGCUCGUCCCGGCUCCUGAUGUCUGCUCGCUGCGGGCACCACCGGCCUCCUGCCCAUUCGCCAGCUGCUUUCCCCAGCAAGUCUACACAUCUAUUAAGAAAACCUCAAUUUGGUAUUUUUAAAAAAAAUUAUUUCAAGGUAGGAAAAGUGCAAAAACCUGGGAGAGCGGCAGGAGCGGAGAAGCUAUUCCCUCGCACUCCCAGGGCGGGCCCCGCCACCGCCUCUCAGACGCGCCUCCAUCACCGGGCAGCGGCCAGGGCCGAGGCCUGGCUCAUGGCUGUGGGGCCGAGGCUGCAGUCCCGCCCCCGAGCCUGCGCGGUGCCCUCGGUGCUCUAGUUCCAGAGGCCCCCUGGGUCCGGGGAGCCUGAGGGCAUCUUCGAUUUCAGGGCUGUGGUCAGGGCCGGGAAACUGGCCUGUGGCUUUUUGUUUUUUUUAACAUUUAUCUUUACCGUUACACCUGUGUUUAAAUUUUUGUUUCUGAAUGACUGAGACACCAAUAUUUCUAUCACUUUGAUUUUGCACUUUAUUUUUUUUCCCUUCCUAACUUCCUGGUGGACGGUUGUGGGGGUGAGUGCCAGGGCGGGCGGGGGGCCAGGUGCGCGAUUCCUGACGGGGGCAGCGUCUCCCCCUCCCCUGGCCUCACCUCCCUUCCCCGUCUGCCUUCUUGAGAAUGCGAGUUAAGGGGUGAAGGAAGGUGGAAUUCACAGGCCAGGGCACAUCUUUUAUUUAUUUAAUUAUGUUGCCCAACUUGAUUGUAAAUAAACAAAUCUGUUCUAUGCUUUUCACACUCGUGCCUCUUGGUGGUUAUUUUAUUC